Molecule: messenger RNA, 3823 nt
Organism: Erpetoichthys calabaricus (reedfish)
Lineage: Eukaryota; Metazoa; Chordata; Cladistia; Polypteriformes; Polypteridae
Gene: narf
Product: nuclear prelamin A recognition factor
Exons: 11
Coding region: 242-1624 (460 amino acids)
Cellular component (GO): lamin filament
Molecular function (GO): lamin binding
Source: RefSeq, a predicted model, not a curated record
CCCUCAAUCUGCGGGUUCCGAGUGUCGUUUGAGCGACGCGCCGUUUACCCUAUAUAAAGUAAUAGAAGACGCCGGAAUACACAACCCUAAAGAUGGUUUUGUUUUAAUUUGUGAGGUGAACGGAGCUUUUUAAAGCUCUUCUAGCCGAGUUAUUUUUAUUUAUCCGAAAGACAAUAGAGAGUUUCUUUCAGACUGCAGCUAAAGGAAGCAGAGAAACCCCGACGUAACGAAGAAAUUACCAAUGAAGUGCGACAAUUGUACGAAAACGGAGUGUAACAAGAAGCAGAAGAAUGACGAGAACCAAGCUUCAGCCAGCAGCGAGUUUGCUAAGGGUGACGAGAAUGCAGAAGAGAAAAGUGAGUUUCAUAAGCUAGCUAGUGAGCGGGUGUUUCUCAGUGACUGUUUGGCUUGUGAUAAGUGCGUCACAGAUGAAGAAAGCCAACAUAUUUAUCAGCAGAAUGAAAGAGAACUUUUCAAUAUCCUCAGCCUAAAUAAGAAAUGUGAUACCUCAAAACACAAAGUGCUGGUAGCCUCGUUGUGUCCACAAUCUCUGCCUUACUUUGCAGCCAAAUUUAAGGUUGGCAUUGCGGAGGCAGCUAGAAAACUCUGCGGUUUUCUCAAAUGUUUAGGGAUUCAGUACGUUUUUGAUGGAACUCUCGCUUCAGACUUCAGUGUCAUAGAGAGCCAGCAGGAAUUUGUUCACCGAUACCGUCGACAUAAUCAGGAUCCAAAUGCUCUACCCAUGUUUACAUCUGCAUGUCCUGGUUGGAUACGGUAUGCAGAACGGAUCCUUGGAAACCUGGUAACGCCACACAUCUGUACAUCCAAGUCCCCACCACAGAUCAUGGGUUCAUUGGUUAAGGACUUUUUUGCUAAGCAGCAGAAUCUUCCGCCUGAUAAGGUGUACCAUUUGGUUGUGGCCCCCUGUUUUGAUAAGAAGCUAGAAGCCUUGCGGGAGGAGUUUUACAAAAGCUUGUUGCACACAAAGGAUGUGGACUGUGUGCUGACCUCAGGAGAAAUUAUUCAAAUAAUGGAAAAAAGGAAUACUUCCGUGGACGAGCUAGACUCCGUCGCUUUAGAUCAUAUCUUUGGUGAAGAAGGAGAGUUGGAUAUCGCAAGGCAUGAAGGCAGGGGCUCAGAAGGCUUCCUGGAGCACAUCUUUAAAUUUUCUGCAAAGGAGCUCUUUGGGCUGGAGGUGGAAGAGAUUGUUUAUCGCACACUUAAAAACCGUGACUUUCAGGAGGUGAUACUUGAAAAAGAUGGUGAGGUGCUCUUACAGUUUGCUGCUGUUUAUGGUUUCCGGAAUAUUCAGAAUAUGAUUCAGAAAUUGAAGAAAGGCAAAUUCCCAUAUCAGCUUGUGGAGGUGCUCGCCUGUUCUGGAGGCUGUCUCAGUGGGAAAGGCCAAGCUCAGUCAACAAAUGGGAAGCCUGAUAAAGCCUUGCUACAGCAAAUGGAAGAGGUGUACACUAGUCUCCCGGUGAGACUGCCAGAAAAAAAUGCAACUGUACAGAAGCUCUACCAGGACUGGCUGGAAGGCAUUGACUCUCAAAAGGCCCAGGAGGCACUACAUACUCAAUACAGGGCAGAAAAUCUGACCAGCAGUACUUUGGAUUACAAAUGGUAGCUGUUCUGAAGCACUGGAGGUGGAAGGCAAAGUUCCAAGGCUUCAGCCGCUUUCUGAAAAGGCAAAUCCUGGAAGCUGAGUGAAGCAAAGCAGAGUACAGCACUGUGAUUCCACAAACCUUUGACUGGAAUGCUCUUCAGAGGAACAUGCUUGACAAUUAUUUUUUUUGAUCUGCCAUCGUUGCUGAGAAAAUGAAUUUGAAAUGAUGGUACCGUACUAGCAAUACCACAUCCAAAUUUCCUGUGUACCCCAUUCAUACUUUAAGUUCCAGUAACCUGGGAAUUGUUAAAUGCAUGACAAUGUGUUAAAAUGCUGGUGGGCUUAAGUGCUUUGGAUGAAUGACAGCUUUUACUCUACUCCAUGAGGUCCAUGUUUUAAGCUCCAAGGCUAGUGCCCUAACUCUGUCUGUCUGUGUGUGUGUAAUUCUUCUGUUUUUACUGGUGCCUAAAUUUUAUACUUUUGACUACAGAAAUUGCUAAAUUAUAAAAGCUGUAAUCAAAAUGUAUCAACUUGCCGAUGAGAAUCCUAUAUGCAGUCACUUUUGUAUCUGCAAGUUAUUAUCUGCCAGAUAAUAAAUGCGGCUUCCUCGCGGCAGAUGAGUUCAGAGGGUGUGUUUUUAAAAUGCACACAGCCAUAGGCACUGUGUGAUGAUGUGUUGCUGUAGCGUCCCACUCAUGGCUGAAGGCCUUUUUCUUGCCUUCAUUGAUCGCUGCUUGGUAAAUACGUAGGAUAGCAUUUGACUGAAACUAUACAAUGGAUUUCACUGUGGUGUUUGUGACGGAAAACUCUUUAGCUCAUAUAGUCAGUCUGCUCAUGCGGUAAAUGGGGAAUGAACCUGAUUUAGAGUCGGUGCUUCACCUAGAUACUGCCCCCCCACUUCACAUCUGCUAAAAAUGCAUUGUGAAGAAAUGGAAAGUUGUGAAUCUGCUCAAACUGUGAACACUUGACAUUAAACUGUAAUAGCCUACUAGUCCGGUUGCUCUCUGAAUCGUACGCAGGCUUUUUUUCACUGUUCAUGUCACCGAUUUUCGUGCCGGCCAUUAAUCUGGGGCUGCAAGUAAAGUUGACGAAUGGCAUCAGCAUAAACGGGAAGAGCGCAAAGAAUUUUACUGAGGAGUGGACUCGCGUUUCCUUUGCUGAUGCAGGAAUUGUUCCAUAAAUGAGUCGAGUUGAUGGACAAGGGUUGCACUAUCAGUUGUGCCAGUGCAAAGGCGGAGAAUCUUUUUUUUUUUUUUUAUUUAAAGUUUUACAUUGGGCUUGUACUGUGUACCUACAGCAUGGGCCGAGCUUGAUUUGAGUCCAGAUUUUUCUGAACCACUGACCAAACCGUUGGUUCUGUCUAGACAGCUAAAAGUAGCCAAAGGGGCUACUGUGUCUGGUGACAGCAGCUACUGUGGAGAAAUGUUUAGUCUCAAGCUUUACAGAAUUUUACUCUGAUAUUUUAAGGGUAGACUGAAAAAUGAUGUAAUGCCCCAGUGCUGUCUAAGGUCAUUUAAACAUUGUAUGUUAAAGGAAUUAACUUUUAAGCCUAUGAUGGGAUCUGGGAGAUUGGUUGUGUGUGUAAAUGAUUUCUGUCACUCAGCCACUUAUUCCAGGCUGGAGAGCAGGAUGCUCGAGACACCCAUCCAUCCACAUUCUGAUUUUUAAGAAAACAUCUUUUUUUUUUUUUUUUUUUUUUCCUUCUAAUAUUUGCCCUGUCAUUUUUAACGUGAGUGAGCCCUAGUGUUCCUGACUUAUAAGUCUUGCCCUAAAAUGUAUUUCUUGUUAUGCCUUUUUGAAUGUAUUGAAGGUGAGUUAAAAGGCCAGGUUGAACUAUGGUGGGGUGGGGUGGGGUGGGGGUCCGUUUCAACACUUUCUGUCCUUCCUUUUUGAAUAUUGAACAUUUUGAGUUCAGGUGAGCUUGGGGGGGGUGGAGUGUCCAACUUGGCAGGUCCCAGUGCAGGUUGUGUUAAUUGUGGACUGGGAAUUGACCCUUUGAGCUCCACUUGUGCACUCCCAUUGUGAUUUCUGCAGAUGGUGGUCGGUCACCUUCUGCCUAUAAUAACACACCUGCUUAACAUAUCAAAAAUGAAAGCACUUGUUCCUCCAGUCCAAAAAGUUUUGUUUUUAUGUAACCAGCAUUGUUUGAGCAAAGUCUGUAUUUAAAAAAAAUAAAUAAAUAAAUAUGAAAAAAAAUUCUUCAAUUAUAAUAAAAAGAAA